AUGAACAAGUUGCUGAUUUUGGGACUUCUCGCCACGUCGGCGAUGGCGAUACCCGCGCCGGGCCCUGACAACAAGUCUCUGAACACCGAACUCGAUUGCCUCGAGGAAGACAACGCGUUGUUCAGCUGCAUCUUCGUGAAGACCAUUGGCACGCUGAACAGAGCUGCCAGGUCGAGCGACAUCGAGAUCAUCGAUGGUGUAAAAUUCAUAAGGGAAACACCGAUGGAACGUAGCGGGAAAGACUUGAAAACGGAAGUGGAGGUAAUGAACGAGCUGCCGAGAGACACGACCGAGCGAGCCAUGAAAUUGAUCGGGAUGCUGUACGAAUCGGCCAUGUCCUUCGUCAAGUCGCACAGCUUGAAGCUGAGCGUACCCGAGGAAGGUUCCAUUUCUCGAGCUCUGGACGAAGGUCGCGGCAAGUUGAAAAAAGUGGCACUGCCACUGAUCAUCGCGGCGGCAGUGAAAUUAUUCGCCCUGGUACCCAUCGUUAUUGGAAGUCUCGGCCUGCUGGUGGCGAAGGCACUCUUCGUAGGCAAGAUCGCCCUUCUGGUGGCCGGCGUGUUAGCUUUCCAGAGACUGUUCGGUAACGGCAGCUCCGGCGCGGCGAGCUUCUUCAGUAAGAAUUCAUCGCCAUCCACCGGAUGGGUAGACAGUGGCAGCCAAGGCUGGCCGGCGAACGCCGGGAUCGGUGGCCCGUCUCAGGGUUACUACAAGAGGAGUUUCGAUGCUGAGAACGGAAAGAUCGACGCCCAUUCGAUGGCGUACUCUGCUCAGGCGCCGAUCACGAACGAAGCCCAUUGA
Ceratina calcarata is the source of this 801-nucleotide messenger RNA. RefSeq names its product DUF1676 domain-containing protein Osi14 (gene Osi14). Lineage: Eukaryota; Metazoa; Arthropoda; Insecta; Hymenoptera; Apidae. Gene Ontology annotation, cellular component: membrane. Bases 1 to 801 code for a protein of 266 amino acids. The transcript has 3 exons. The record is from RefSeq and is a predicted model, not a curated record.